Molecule: messenger RNA, 717 nt
Organism: Arabidopsis lyrata subsp. lyrata
Lineage: Eukaryota; Viridiplantae; Streptophyta; Magnoliopsida; Brassicales; Brassicaceae
Exons: 2
Coding region: 105-536 (143 amino acids)
Source: RefSeq, a predicted model, not a curated record
CGCAGCCAGCUCGGCCGGUGUCUGACGACUGACACUUUUCCACUAAAAGAAUCUCCCGAGAAACCUAACCGUUGACUCAGCCGAGAAACUAAGGCCAACAAAAAAUGAACCACACGAGUCGUAAGAGACGACCCGAUCUUUCUCUCUCCAGAACCGAUUAUCUCUCCUCUGAAAUGUUAGCUCCGACGAAAUCUCCGGCGCUAAAUCGAAUUCGAAUCCGAAACCUCUUCUUGCUUCUACUCUUCGUUUACGUCGUCAUCCUCCUCCUCUUCUCCUUCAGUCCUCUCCGCCGCGCGCAGUUUCCUUCACUCGCACGAUCAUUAGCUAUAUCUCCCACGCGCCGCCGUCACUUACUCUUCUCCAUAGCUUCCUCACACGAUUCUUGGCUCCGUCGUAGCUCCUAUGUUUGUCUCUGGUACUCUCCUAAAUCUACUCGAGCUUUUGUAUUCCUCGAUCGAGGUGGAUUUGAGUCUGAUCUCAGAAACUGGGUUUCAUCAGGUCAUCACCGUACAAAUCGUGUGAUUGUAAGAGUUUGAACUCAGUCAUACCUUUUACUUCUUCUUCGGCCCUCUUGUGGCCGCAAAUACCAACUUCUCUUUCAUCUCCGUUACAAACUCUAAACAUUUCUUCUAGAAACUGAAUUUAUCAAUAGACUUUCGUAUAUGGUAACCAAAACUGUAAACUACAUAUAUUUUAUAAAAACUUAUCUCCAUUCAA